Messenger RNA from Pectinophora gossypiella (pink bollworm), 1622 nucleotides. Its product is annotated as chymotrypsin-C-like. The record is from RefSeq and is a predicted model, not a curated record. The transcript is spliced from 8 exons. Gene Ontology annotation, biological process: proteolysis. The coding region runs from base 257 to 1552 and encodes 431 amino acids. Gene Ontology annotation, molecular function: serine-type endopeptidase activity. NCBI's taxonomy places the organism in Eukaryota, Metazoa, Arthropoda, Insecta, Lepidoptera, Gelechiidae.
UAUCAUUCUGCAGCUAUACUCAGUACAAACCGUGUUUUAGUGGAAACAUAACCUUAAAUUUGUGUAUUUGUAUUAUUAUCUAUAGUUUUGUAAAAUUUUUGUGUUGUAUUUAUGAGGAAAUCUGACAAGAUUGUGUCCAGAACAGCUCAGAAAGAAUCAGUCAUGAGCGUCUAAGUCAAAGAAAUAUCAGAAAAAGAAAAGAAAAGGAAAGAAUCCGACGAAAAGAUAAGUGCUCAAGAUAACGAACUUAAGAAAGAUGUGGACGAAGAAAAUAUUGCUAAUAAUACUAGUUAUAGAGACUAAAAAUGCUGUGACUCAAGGGAUAGUGGGGAAUCCUUUACUACAAGCGCACCCGUGUACAGAUAACGAUAAAAUCACCCUGUCAUUUGAGCCAAAUUUGCCACCGGAAGAAGAAAAUCAAUACCAUGUGUACAUAAGUAUACCGAUCUCAUCGCAUUCGAAAGUGUACCUUAAGUUCGAUUCAGAAGCAACUGUCAGGCUGUUUGAUCCAUCAGUUGCUCGGAUAACUCCGGAAAACGCCCAAUUUAGGAUACAUUUCUUUAAAAAUGCCGAUAAUCUUAAUUUCAACGUCAGAGGUCCUGUUAACGGGACCAUUCCAUAUUUGACGAGUGUUAAUAUAAACGGGGUUGAGAACUGCAAGAAUUAUACGACGGGUUUCCUAGACUACUUGAUUUCAGGAUACCAAGACACAGCAGAAGUACACCUGACUGUCCCAGACGCUUCGUGUGGAAGACGCAAGAUCCAAUAUACCGAAUUGAUAACCAACGGUUUGGAGACCAAACCUGGAGAUUGGCCAUGGCAUGUGGCUCUUUACCGACUUGAGAAUGCAGAUAUCAAAUACAUUUGUGGAGGAACGCUUAUGUCCAAAACUUUUGUCAUCACAGCUGCCCACUGCACAACAAUAAGAGGAUCGCCAGUAUUACCAGAAACUUUAAGUGUGGUACUUGGAAAAUACAAUUUGAUAGGUGGAGACAUUUCCAGGCAAGAGAAAGAGGUCCAUGAAGUGAUAGUACAUGAGGAGUUCACGGCAAAAAAUUUGGACAACGACAUCUCACUGCUAAAGCUGAAGACGGAAGUGCAGUUCAACGAUUACAUCCAGCCGGCGUGCCUGUGGUUUGGGGACCUGCAGAAGAAACUACCUAAGGGAGACAUUUAUGGAACAGUUGUCGGCUGGGGUUUCGACCAUACAGACCGACUGUCAAGUCAGCUGCGUCAAGCUACCAUGCCCAAAGUGUCAGAGUCUACUUGCAUCAAGAGCAAUCCCGUAUUCUUUGGAAAAGUGCUAAAUAACCGCAAGUUUUGUGCCGGCACGCUAAAUGGAACAUCAGCCUGUAACGGCGACAGUGGCGGUGGAUUCACAGUCUUCGUGCCUGAUUCUACCUCCUCCAACACGGACGGCGCCUGGUACAUUCGAGGCAUCGUCUCUCUCAGUCUAUCCCGCAAAGACAUAGCCCUAUGCGACCCCUCUUCCUAUGUGGUAUUCACCGAUGUUGCGAAGUAUAGAGGGUGGGUGAAGAAAUACGUCAAGUAAUUUAUGUGACCCUGAUACUCGCCUUAUGGUUGUGAAUGAAAAUACUCGAAUUAAAAACUUUUUUACACGA